AAUUAUAUGCUCUCAUCAUGUUGAAGGAUGCUCUCCGUGUAAAUGAUUCUCUCUCGCACUCGCGAGAAAGUCAGAAGUUCCAGCGUGAGUGCCAGUACGCUGCGAUACAUUGUGGCGGUGCCUUGUUUUUCACCUGUUCGCUGUAGCAACAGGUUGCCAGGAGGUACCAGCGUUACCAACGAACCACCUGCAAGAUGAUGUUCACAGGGGGUACCACCUACGGCUCUUCUAGUAAAGGCAAGCGUGGUACUGGUAACAAUAAGAAACAGCGAUCGACGCCGCACAGCGGAGGACUCUCAGCGCGCCAGCACUUACAGCACCAUGCAUCCUCGGGGGCAAUGGCUAUGGCCAAUAGCAAUGAAAGCAAUAGUAACAGUGGUUAUCCGGGCGGUGCCUGUUCGACGUCAGGUGUGAGUUCAGCCUUGGCAAACAGCAGCUCUCCUCCUCGAGUGCCACCGGAUGGAGCAACUGCCUCUGGCUUCCUCCUCCAGUCUAGUUCCCUUUCGGCGCAUCCGCGCCAACACUAUUACCAUCGUCCGGGCUCGCUAGCUCAACAAUUACCGCCUCCACCGGCCUCGACUUCGCUCAAGAUGCGUUCUUCGGGGAAAAUCAAUGUUCAGGUGCGAGCACUUCGGAUGGACGAAGGUCCGUACCUGGACGACGAUGAUUUCAAGGCCGUUGGUGGGAUUACUCGACGACGCGGUGCUAUCAAACAUCAGAAGGUGCACGAGGUUCGCGGACAUCGAUUCGUGGCCAAAUUCUUCCGACAGCCCACAUUCUGCGCGUUCUGUCGUGAUUUUCUCUGGGGCUUCGGGAAACAGGGCUAUCAGUGUCAGCAAUGUCAGUGCGCCGUGCACAAGAAAUGUCACGAGAAAAUUCUGGGCAAAUGUCCGGGAUCCGGGAAGGAGUCACAAAGCACAAUAUAUCUGCGGGAAAGAUUCAAAAUUGAUGUUCCUCAUCGCUUUAAAAUGCACACCUACAUGUCGCCAACAUUUUGUGACCACUGUGGGUCAAUGCUGUACGGACUUUUCCGACAGGGCUUCAAAUGUGAAGUGUGCAAUGUGAACUGCCACAAAAAGUGCGAGAAACACAUGCCAAACUUGUGUGGCGUGAACCAAAAGUUGCUAGCCGAAGCCAUUGCCACAAUUAAACGAGGGGGUGCAUCCGGUAUGAGUAGCAGUAGAAUAAAUUCUACGACUGCGUUUUCGCCGUCUGGCCAGCAACAGCAGAACGCCAUUCCUAGAUCUAGCAGCAGUAGCAGUUUCUUGUUGGACCCGUCAUCAGCAGUCGCAGCUGACCAGCAAAUGCCGUCUGUUGGAUUGAUGAGGCUACCUUCUACCACAUCCAAUGACAGUAGCAGUUCGACAUAUUCAGCAGAAGACGAGAACGAAAGCGAAACAGAGAAGGAAAUGAACGACGGAGUAGUUAUUACUGAAAAGGGAAAAGAAGCUAACGAUGACAACGGUAACGACGAUGCAGACGACGAUCCCGAACGGGGUGCUUGUAGAAAAAGCCCAAAACCGCGUUCCUGGAGCACUGAGGAAAUGAAGCCCAAGAAAAACAAGAAAAAGAAGAAGAAAAAGCCCGCGCGAAAAACGCUGGCUGUGUUGGGUUCUUCAGCGUCGACGAGAAACCUCCUGGAAAAAGAACCUGAACGUCGUCUCGGCUCUUCGUCGUCCAGCGGUGCAGAAAUCUCUCACCAGCCAUUUUUCCGCCCUAUCGACUGGGAUAGACUUGAGCGAAUGGAGCUCGAACCACCAUUCCAGCCUAAGCUGAAAUCGGGCGCAGAUGUGACCUAUUUUGACGCGGAGUUCACGAUGGAGCGGCCGCAUUUGACAGUCGUGGACAAGGAUAUCCUUGCCAGUAUGGACCAGGCGCCGUUCCGAGGCUUUUCCUACACUAAUCCGGACAUACUUACGUACAGGACCGGCAAUGAUUCACCACAUUCUUCGGAUGUUACGAUAGUGAUGACUGAGAAAACUUUGCAUCCAUUGGAUACGUCUUAUUUCGACCGGGGGUUCACUGCGCAGAAAGCACGUUUAACCCUCGUUGACCCCGAGAUACUGGCCAGUAUGGAUCAGAGCCAGUUUCGUAGCUUUUCUUACACGAAUCCCGCCUGCGGCGUUUUAGGAUCGCCGUUGACUCCUGAUGAUGCGAGAAAAUUUGAAGAUGGAAAUUACUACAACGAAGGUUGAUCAAGCUGCUGCGAAGAAACGCGAGCGAACUGUUGGUUAUUGGUUGGACUAUUCUUUGUUGUUGGAUUUUGUGGGAUACUCUUUCGUUCUUAAUCGUCAGAUGCGUUGGUUGUUCGUUUCCUGCUUUUUGUUUAAUAAAUUUGAAGAGAGUGUCCAGGAAGUUGCUGUGCGAUUCCGUGUGAUUAAUUGACUGAGCAUUGAAGAAAGUUGUCUAGCUUUUGAUUAACGAGUCGAUAUCGUCUCAUGUAUGUUGCGCUCGGGCUUUUUCAAGAGCUAUCAGAGUUAGCAUUUAAUUUUCCACGAAUAUUAUAAGGGUCUACCAUCUUCUCAGCGAAAUUUUUGGUUUUUCUCGCUGCAGCAUUGAAAAUAAUUUUUAAAUUUCACGCAGACUUUUUUGACCUAUGUGAUAUGUUUCUAUUGCGAACCAUCCAGUGGCGAUAUUUUUCAGGAGCGUGAAUAAAUUUCAAUGACAUUAGGAUUAGCUCUAUAGAAUUUAUCGCAAAUGCCAUGAAGUGUUGAAUGCAGGGUUUCUAUGAACCAUCUUUGGGUUUGCGCGAGUGCAGUAUCCAAUUCUGC
This is a messenger RNA of Notodromas monacha, 2771 nucleotides long. The record is from the annotation of a GenBank genome assembly. Lineage: Eukaryota; Metazoa; Arthropoda; Ostracoda; Podocopida; Cyprididae.